CGAAACCUGAUUGCACUGCUAUCACAACUCUAGAUUCAACUUGCCGACAUCUGCCAUUUGCCAUUACAAAAAUAUGUUCUCUUAUACUCAACUAUCAAUCGUCAUGCUCGCGUUUACGUCUUGUAAUGGGGUGAUCGGAUCUACUUAUUCUUCAGCUGAUGAAGCCAGAGCUGCAUGUUGCAGUAUUGGUAGCUGCUCGUUUUCCUCCCAAAUGAUCAAUGGAGAUUGUUCCUAUACUUGCAACGGUCAAGCUGGAUUGUGCAGCGGCACUCCUUCCUACAUCAGCAGUGACUGUGCCCAGGGGUGUCCUUCUGGAUGGCUGAAUGAUGCGGUCUGUGAUGAUUCAUGCAAUAACGCAGCAUGUGAUUGGGAUCAGGGAGAUUGUCCGCAAUUUGCUUCGGACAUAAAGAAUGAAGUUCCUGAAGUCCAUUCAGCAUCAAAUGUUGCUUCCACCACAGGGAUCACUCCGGUAAAUGUGUACGGUUUUAGUGAUUUCUCGUGUGAUUCAGUCGAAUAUACAGACACGUUUGAUGGAAGCUGCUCUCAGCGUACAUAUGAUAAUCGUAUAGUAUAUGGACAGGCUGGGUGUAUCAACGACGACCCUUUUUUUAAGCUCUGUACCGACUCCGGAUGCACCGCUUGCGAAGAUGUUAACUUGGUUGGCAACGAUCAAUGUGGGACAGGAUUUGGUGUUUAUAAUAGUGCUCGAGCGACUUGUAAUGCAGCGUCCUCUACUAGCAUCAACCUCAUCGGUAUUGUGUUGGCCUUUGUGAUUUUGGCAAUGAUGAUGUUUUGAAAUAAAAAGUCAAGUACAAA
Messenger RNA from Sphaeroforma arctica JP610, 816 nucleotides. RefSeq lists its product as hypothetical. The coding region runs from base 74 to 796 and encodes 240 amino acids. Lineage: Eukaryota; Ichthyosporea; Ichthyophonida. The transcript has a single exon. The record is from RefSeq and is a predicted model, not a curated record.